Molecule: messenger RNA, 4269 nt
Organism: Gopherus evgoodei (Goodes thornscrub tortoise)
Lineage: Eukaryota; Metazoa; Chordata; Testudines; Testudinidae
Gene: EML1
Product: EMAP like 1
Exons: 24
Coding region: 255-2831 (858 amino acids)
Biological process (GO): microtubule cytoskeleton organization
Cellular component (GO): mitotic spindle
Molecular function (GO): microtubule binding
Source: RefSeq, a predicted model, not a curated record
CCCCCAGUCAGAGGGAGGGGGGAAGCAGCCUCUACUCUCCCCGCCUCGGCAGUGGGAGAAGCAGGGUUCCCCCGGCACAGGCAGAGGAGCAGCAGCCCAAGCCGGCGGAGUGAAUGCGUUGUCAUAGUAACUGACAGAGGCAGGCAGCAGGCCGGCCCCAGCCGCCUCAGCUCCUCAGUGUGUGGGUGAGGGCAGGGAGCCGCCGCCAGCGCCGGACAGACAGAGGCCGGGGGAACGGAGCGGGGAGCGCCGGGAUGGAGGACGGAUUCUCCAGCUACAGCAGCCUCUAUGACACGUCCUCGCUGCUCCAGUUCUGCAACGAUGACAGUGCCUCUGCUGCAAGCAGUAUGGAGGUAACAGACCGCAUUGCUUCUCUGGAGCAGCGUGUCCAGAUGCAGGAAGAUGACAUCCAGCUGCUCAAAUCUGCCCUGGCUGAUGUGGUUCGACGUUUGAAUAUUACAGAGGAACAGCAGGCCAUGCAGAACAAGAAAGGACCUACCAAAGAUCAGAGUAUGAGUAAAAAAGCAGCUGCUGCUGAGCCUGAUAAACAUGUCAGUGCUGCUACCACAGCUAGACCGUUGAUGCAAACAUUGCCAUUAAGGACAACUGUUAAUAAUGGAACUGUGUUACCAAAGAAACCAAGUGGCUCUCUACCUUCCCCAUCAGGAACCAGGAAGGAAACUGUGUCACCAGCAACAAAGAGUCAUGGAUUACACAGGUCUGUGAGUCUUCUCAAUGCAUGCAAACUGAAAAACACUACUGUAAGUACUGUCAAAAGAACCAGCUCAGCUGAACGUGUAUCCCCAGGAGGUCGAAGGGAAAGCUAUGGAGAUUCCAAAGGCAGCCGCAAUCGCACUGGAUCCACCAGCAGUUCUUCUAGUGGUAAAAAGAACAGUGAGAACAAACCCAAGGAACCAAUGUUCAGUGCAGAAGAAGGAUAUGUAAAAAUGUUUCUGCGUGGACGUCCUGUUACCAUGUACAUGCCCAAAGAUCAAGUGGAAUCUUACAAUUUGGAAGCAAAAGUAGAACUACCAGCCAAGAGGCUUAAACUGGAAUGGGUCUAUGGAUAUAGGGGUCGGGACUGUCGCAGUAACCUAUACCUACUUCCAACGGGCGAAACUGUGUAUUUCAUUGCAUCAGUAGUUGUGUUAUACAAUGUUGAAGAACAACUUCAGAGACAUUACACUGGUCACAAUGACGAUGUGAAGUGCCUAGCUGUCCAUCCUGACCGGAUCACCAUAGCAACGGGUCAGGUUGCAGGUACCUCUAAGGAUGGAAAACAAUUACCACCCCAUGUACGUGUUUGGGAUUCUGUUACUUUGAAUACACUGCAUAUCAUUGGGAUGGGCUUUUUUGACCGUGCUGUCACCUGCAUUGCUUUUUCUAAGUCUAAUGGAGGAAGUAACCUUUGUUCGGUGGAUGAUUCAAAUGACCAUGUGCUUUCUGUAUGGGACUGGCAGAAGGAAGAGAGGCUGGCAGAUGUCAAGUGUUCUAAUGAGGCGGUAUUUGCAACAGAUUUUCAUCCUACAGACACAAAUAUAAUAGUUACCUGUGGAAAAUCACACCUUUACUUUUGGACGUUAGAAGGGAACUCCCUUAUUAAAAAGCAAGGAUUAUUUGAGAAACAAGAGAAGCCAAAGUUUGUCCUGUGUGUGACCUUUUCUGAAAAUGGUGAUACAAUUACAGGAGACUCAAGUGGAAACAUCUUAGUUUGGGGAAAAGGUACAAAUAGAAUAAGCUAUGCACUUCAAGGAGCCCAUGAAGGUGGCAUUUUUGCACUUUGUAUGCUGCGAGAUGGUACACUGGUAUCAGGAGGUGGAAAAGACAGAAAACUAAUAUCUUGGAAUGGGAAUUAUCAAAAACUUCACAAGACUGAGAUUCCAGAGCAGUUUGGUCCAAUAAGAACAGUAGCAGAAGGGAAAGGUGAUGUUGUAUUGAUAGGCACUACUAGAAACUUUGUUCUACAAGGCACUCUAUCAGGAGACUUUUUUCCAAUUACCCAGGGUCACACUGAUGAGCUAUGGGGACUAGCCAUCCAUCCCUCUAAACCUCAGUUUUUCACUUGUGGACAUGACAAACACAUUACUCUCUGGGAUGCUACCAGUCAUCGUCCUAUCUGGAACAAAAUUAUAGAGGAUCCAGCACAGUCUUCUGGUUUUCAUCCUUCAGGGUCUGUUGUUGCAAUAGGAACACUAACUGGAAGGUGGUUUGUGUUUGACACAGAAACAAAAGAUUUGGUCACUGUACACACAGAUGGAAAUGAACAGCUGUCUGUAAUGCGUUAUUCACCAGAUGGAAACUUCUUGGCAAUAGGUUCCCAUGACAACAGUAUCUAUAUAUAUGGUGUUAAUGAAAAUGGGAGAAAAUAUAGUAGAAUUGGCAAAUGUUCAGGUCAUUCCAGCUUCAUUACUCACUUGGACUGGUCUGUUAAUUCACAGUACCUUGUGUCCAAUUCAGGGGACUAUGAAAUCUUAUACUGGAUCCCCUCUUCUUGUAAACAAGUAGUGAGUGUUGACACUACUAGAGAUGUAGAAUGGGUUACAUACACCUGUACUUUAGGAUUCCAUGUUUUUGGUGUAUGGCCAGAAGGUUCAGAUGGAACAGACAUCAAUGCUGUCUGUCGAUCACAUGAGAGAAAACUGCUGUCAACAGGGGAUGAUUUUGGCAAAGUACAUCUCUUCUCUUAUCCGUGUUCACAAUUUAGGGCUCCAAGCCAUGUGUAUGGUGGACAUAGUAGUCAUGUAACUAAUGUAGAUUUUCUGUGUGAAGACACCCAUCUCAUCUCCACGGGUGGAAAAGAUACAAGUAUUAUGCAGUGGCGAGUCAUUUAGAGGAAACAUCGGUGUGAACACACACAGUCAUGAGAUGACCAUGCACAGAAGUUCUGUACAAACUGUAUAUUUAAAACUUAAACAGUACAUUUUCAGUUUAGCCUGGUCACUGUGAUUUUGUUUAAAAAUUCUUACAGACCUCAGGAAAAUUAAGCCCUGUGCUGGUUAUCCUACUCAGCUUAGUGAUACAUUAAGUAUCACUCCUAAAGAAUAGCUAUAUUUUUUCUUUUGUUGUACAAUAUAUGCACCAUACAAGUUUAAUAUAAAAACGUGGCUUGAAAGUUUUCGAUACAGUGAUAUCAGCAGAACUGGUGACUAUCGUAACUGUUUUCUACAAACUCUAAUAAAAUGGUCACAAAAAUGCCUUUUUCAGAAAACUGUAUAUACAUGCUUAAUUGUCUCACUGUCUACACUUUGUACUGUAUAUCUACCUAUUUAGAAAAAUCUAUGGCAACGUUGAGAUACCGAAUUCUUUCUCAUGGAUGGUGAUGAAUUCAUACUAAAGGAAUAAACCUAGCUAGAAGACACACAAUAAUUAACAUGUUAGAUAUGAAAAUGUGAAUGUUAGAAUUCAGUAAUUUGCAUUUUCUUUGAGAAUAAGAAAUCUUUAAAUUCCACCAGUGAGGAACUGUAUUCUCUUUCAAAUCAGCAGGUUAUACUCCAGUUUAACUUGAAUAUCUCAAAAGGGUUUACAGAUGUUUAUCUAGUUCAGGUAUUCCAUAUAAGCUUAAAUUAACAACAUCUUUUUUACUUGUAUAUGAACAACUUCUUAUCAAAAACAAAAAGCAAAACUUGACCACAUCCCCACUAUUGGUUAAUAUAUUUAACUAAUAUGUAUAUUAAUCAGCAUGAUGCUCUAUUGUACAUGUAUAAGAUUUUCAUUAUAAAUGGUAAGGCAAUCUAGGCUUUACUUUUUUAUGCUUAUGGAUAUUGUAUAUUUGUAUUUUAAGACCAAUUAGACCAAGUCUAAAGAUAUCUUUUUAAAUGUACGAUAAACCUGCAGAGGGAAAAGGAAGUAUUGGAAGCCUACAGGAAAUAUUAAUGUGUAACUUCUGGCCCCUCUGUUUUGUGCAUGGAUGGAUAUUUAUAGUAUGACAUAAGAUUGUGUUUUGCAAUGAAGUAAUAGUGGAGGUGGUAUAAAAUGGUUAAGAAGGCCUUAUCAAUUUUGAUUGUGAAACAGAUUGAAAUUUAUUGUUUACCUUGAAUGUAUCUAAAGAAUUUAAAAGAGUAGAGUAAUAAGCAGACUUUGAAAAGUUAAUAUUAAAGUUUUGCUUGUAAUGGACAGUAAACAUUUUAAUUCUCUGAACUCUAAAACACUGGUUGUUUGUUUAGAGUGGUUAAAUGAAAUGGUAUCAAUGAAUUUUGAAACCUUUUUUAUUACAUCUCCAGCCUGCUAUACUGAAAGUGCAGGACAAUAAUAAAUCAUGUAUUAAAGUGC